AUGCUGAGGCGGGCCAUGGCGCUGGCGCUGACCCUCGCCGCGGCUGCCAUGUGGGCCCCGCCGCGCACCGGCCACGCGUGCUCCUCCGCCGCCGGCCGCGUGCCGCACGUGACGAGCGCCCACUCGAAGGGACGCCUCGUGGGGGCGGUGGGGCCCGGCUGCCACUCCGCCAGUUCCACUUCCGCUUCCAAGUCCACCACGCGCAGUUCCAGGCGGGACCGCACCGACGCCACCGGAGCCCCAAUGGCCGCCGCCGAUGCCGCCGGAGACCUCAGGUCGGAGUUCCUCGAGGUGCUGCUCAGCCGCCGUCGCGACCGCCAAGUGCCUAUGACCGUGGAGCAAGGGAGCCCGGUGAAGGAGCCGCUGUACCAAGGCAACGGGCCUCUGGGGCUCAGAGAGGCCAUGGAGUCGUGCCCGAGGAAGGAGGUGGAGGACUUCCAGGAGAAGCUGAUUGAAGAAAAUUUCUACCUGAUGACCGAGUCAGGUGAACAGGGACGCCUACCUGUGCUUCUACUGAAACUUAAUGACACUGCUCCUGAAAGAAAGCCCGUUGUUGUAAUACUGCACAGCUCUUACAAAUGCAAGGAAUGGUUGCGUCCACUGCUUGAGGCAUAUGCCUCCAGGGGUUAUAUUGCUGUCGCCAUCGAUUCUCGUUAUCACGGUGAAAGGGCCAGCAGCAAGACUACUUACAUAGAGGCACUGAAUUCAGCUUGGAGGAAUGGGGACACUAUGCCUUUUAUUUUUGACACGGUGUGGGACUUGAUAAAGCUUGGAGAUUAUCUUAGUGCAAGGGAGGAUGUCGAUCCCUCUAGGAUAGGGAUUACUGGUGAAUCGCUUGGAGGAAUGCAUGCAUGGUUUGCUGCCUUUGUGGAUACACGGUACAGUGUUGUUGUUCCAAUAAUUGGUGUUCAGGGAUUUCAAUGGGCAAUAGAUAAUGACAAGUGGCAAGCUAGAGUUGAUAGCAUUAAGCCUUUAUUUGAAGAAGCAAGAAUUGAUUCAGGGAAGAGUGAAAUAGAUGCAGAGGUUGUGAAAAAGGUUUGGGACAAGAUAGCACCUGGUAUGGCUUCACAGUUUGAUGCUCCCUACUCAGUUCCUCUGAUUGCACCACGCCCGCUCCUCCUCCUAAAUGGUGCUGACGACCCUCGUUGCCCAGUCCUUGGUCUACAAGAACCUGCCUCCAAAGCUGCUGAGGCUUACGAAAAAGCUGGUUCUGCGGAUAAGUUCAAGUUCAUCGCGGAGCCGGGUGUUGGGCACAGGAUGACCGCGAGCAUGGUGAAGGAAGCGAACGACUGGUUCGACCGCUUCCUGUAGAAGGCGGUUCCAAAUGAACAUGGCACCUUGUACUACCAUGCAUGCCUAAUGAAGUGCAUGCCCUCAAUAAAUUGCCCUCUGAUUUGGGUUGCAUUCCUGCUGACCGAGACGGGAAUCAGUUAGCCCAGCUUGAUCAUCAUUACUUCCACUACCUAAUCUCUAAUGCUGGUCAGACGUGGAACAGAAUUGUGCUCCUGUAUUUCUCAAACUGGGAGCGCACAGCUGAUCUGUGGGUGGCCGCAGUUUUAUCUUGUGCUAGUAUCUUGUUUCUGAGACCGUAUUUUUUCACGGACUCCGCAUUUACCGAACCGUAUCUACCGUGUAUACGGUCCGUCCGUACGGCGAGUUUCAUCAGAAGAAAUUAAUUUGUCCCCGUGCUCA
This is a messenger RNA of Triticum dicoccoides, 1692 nucleotides long. RefSeq lists its product as uncharacterized. The record is from RefSeq and is a predicted model, not a curated record. Bases 1 to 1311 code for a protein of 436 amino acids. The transcript has 13 exons. Gene Ontology annotation, biological process: proteolysis. Lineage: Eukaryota; Viridiplantae; Streptophyta; Magnoliopsida; Poales; Poaceae. Gene Ontology annotation, molecular function: serine-type peptidase activity.